Linum tenue is the source of this 3347-nucleotide messenger RNA. Lineage: Eukaryota; Viridiplantae; Streptophyta; Magnoliopsida; Malpighiales; Linaceae. The record is from the annotation of a GenBank genome assembly.
UAAGACUGAAGAAAGGAGGAAAAAAAGAGACGAAGAGAGAGCUCUCAGCUCUGUACCGCCCUUUCUUCCAAAAUCCCCCAAAAUUCUAGAGAUAGAAAGAAACCAAAACGCGUACUAGGUUCAGCUCACCGCGCCUCCCUCUCUCUCUACAUCUUCCAAUCGGCAAAAUGGCGGUGUUUAGGGUUUUUAGGCUGCUUUGAGCUGAAGGAAACUCCAAAAAGCAGGAUACCAUGGAAAUGCCCGGUCGAAGAUCCAACUACAGUCUCCUCAGCCAGUACCCGGACGAACAGCUAUCGGCGGGGACUCCACCGCCGCCGUACUAUGACUCGUUCUCCAGUGACUCCAAGAGCAGCAGGAUUAAGUCGGAUAGAGAUAGAGGCUUCGAUUGGGAAGCCGGCGGGGAUCACAGGUUGAAUCAGCCGGCCAAUAAUAACAACAACAACAACAGCAGCAACGGCAUCAGUAAUCGUGGUAACCUGAACUUGUAUUCGUCGAUCGGGCUGCAGCGGCAGUCCAGCGGGAGCAGCUUCGGGGAGAGCUCGUUGUCAGGGGAGUAUUAUGCGGCGACGCUGUCGACGGGCGGCGGAAACGAGAUUGAGCCUUAUGGAUACAUGACAAGAGGGAUGGAUGCCGCGGGGAUGGGUCCGGGUUCGUCUGGGAAGAGCUGGGCGCAGCAGACGGAGGAGAGCUACCAGCUGCAGCUGGCGUUGGCGCUUAGGUUAUCGUCCGAGGCGACCUGUGCCGAUGACCCCAAUUUUUUGGAUCCAGUUCCGGAUGAAUCGGCUUCCCGGUCUUCUAGCUCCAACUCCGCAGAGACUUUAUCUCAUCGAUUUUGGGUCAAUGGUUGCCUAUCAUACUUCGAUAAGAUCCCUGAUGGAUUUUACCUAAUUUCUGGGAUGGAGCCAUAUGUAUGGUCUGUGUGCACUGACUAUCAAGAGAAUGGCCGCAUUCCAUCAAUUGAAACAUUAAAGUCGGCUGAUCCUACCGCAGACACUUCAUUGGAAGUGGUGUUGAUUGAUCGGCGAAGUGAUCCGACCUUGAAAGAAUUUCAAACCAGGGUCCACAAUAUAUCUUGCAACUCUAUAACAACAAAAGAGGUUGUUAAUCAAUUGGCCAAUCUUGUGUGCAAUCGCAUGGGAAGGUGCUGUUUUGUAGAAUAUUCUGUUAAUCAAGCUUUUAUUGCUACAAGGGGUUCAUCCACUACUGGAGAAGAUGAAUUAUUUUCUAUAUGGAUGGAGUGCAAUGAUGAUCUGAAAGAUCGUUUGGGAUCCAUUGUUGUCCCUAUAGGCAGCUUGUCUAUUGGCCUCUGCAGACACCGGACAUUACUAUUCAAAGUUCUUGCUGAUGCAAUAGAUUUACCAUGUCGAAUUGCGAAAGGCUGCAAAUAUUGUAAAAGAGAUGAUGCUUCCUCCUGUCUUGUCCGAUUUGGUCUUGACAGGGAGUAUCUAGUUGACUUGGUAGGAAAGCCAGGUCUUUUAUGUGAGCCUGAUUCAUCGCUCAAUGGUCCUUCAUCCAUCUCAAUAUCUUCACCAUUGCGCUUUCCCCAGACCAAAUCAGCUGAACAUGCCAUUGAUUUUAGGUCACUGGCCAAACAGUACUUCACAGACUGUCAGUCACUGAAUAUUGUGUUUGAUGAUACUUCAGCAGCCGGAAUUAUUACCACUGCUGAAGAAGACCAUAAGUUCCCUAACAACAAUGAAGCUUCUCAACCACUUCUGCCCCCUCGAGUUACUCGGACGGGUGGCCAGGAUAGGAGUCUGCAACCACCAAAAGUCUAUAACCCAGCCCAAAGCAAACAACCAUCAAUGAUGCUCAAAGACACCUCAAUUAAGCAUGUACUUGCAACUGGGCAAAAUCUUUUGUCUGUAGCCAGUUCCGAUGCAAGGUUUUCUGAAGGUAGUCAAUUAAUUUCUGGUAGACCAAGUAAAGAUCUAUCCCUUGAGGUGGAGGAGUUCGACAUCCCAUGGACUGAUCUUGUUUUGAAAGAGAGAAUUGGAGCAGGUUCUUUUGGUACUGUCCAUCGUGCCGACUGGCAUGGCUCAGUAAGUUCUUAUGAGCUACUUAUGGUCUCGAUAUCUCAUAUAUUUUCCCGAUCUAUUCUGAUAAGCUGUAUGGAUGUUGCCGUGAAAAUUCUCAUGGAACAAGAAUUUCAUGCGGAACGCUUCAAAGAAUUCUUGAGAGAGGUUGCAAUAAUGAAGCGCCUAAGACAUCCAAAUAUAGUUCUAUUCAUGGGUGCUGUUACUAAGCCACCAAACCUAUCCAUUGUGACAGAAUACUUAUCAAGAGGUAGCCUGUACAGGUUGCUGCACAAGUCUGGUGCAAGGGAGGCCUUGGAUGAAAGGCGUCGGUGGAAUAUGGCAUAUGAUGUGGCAAAGGGAAUGAAUUACCUUCAUAAACGCAAUCCUCCUAUUGUUCACAGAGAUUUGAAAUCUCCAAAUUUAUUGGUCGAUAAGAAGUACACAGUGAAGGUUUGUGAUUUUGGCCUCUCUCGCUUGAAAGCAAAUACAUUUCUUUCAUCAAAGUCGGCUGCAGGGACGCCUGAGUGGAUGGCCCCUGAAGUCCUGCGUGAUGAACCAUCAAACGAGAAGUCAGACGUGUACAGCUUUGGCAUAAUUCUAUGGGAGCUGGCAACAAUGCAACAACCCUGGGGCAAUUUAAAUCCCGCACAGGUUGUGGCAGCAGUUGGUUUCAAAUGCAAAAGGCUUGAGAUUCCCCGCGAAGUAAAUCCUCAAGUAGCAAACAUCAUUGAGGCUUGCUGGGCCAAUGAGCCAUGGAAACGCCCUUCCUUUGCCAACAUCAUGGAAUCAUUAAGGCCAUUGAUCAAACCUCCAACGAAUCCUCAAGCCGGUCGUCCAGACAUGGCCUUACUUCCUUGAGGUGCCGGCAACAGUUGGUAUCUAUGCACAUAAUACAGAGCAUUCUUUUCCGGAAAUUUUGAUGACUGGCAGAGGAAAGCACUCAGUAGAUGGUGCUCUCUCAGGGACUAUUGUUGUAAAUGUCUUGUGUCGUCCGGAGAUUCCGAGUUUCAACUGAUUGCGCUGCUUUGCUUUUGCCCCAUGCUUCUGUGACGCAGAUUUUGCUCAAAAAUUUGUAUCCUUCCCGAUUGUUGAUGUUGGUAAAAAUAGUUGUCGUGUAAAGUCGUCCUCUCAUAAUUUUGUACCUAGAGCGAUGAAAAUGGAAACCCAAACCAUAACUUCAAAAUGUUAGUCGUAACUCUUAAUGAGAAGCAGCUUUUUCGGUCCGUGGUAGUUUAUCGUUCUUCUGUUUUCUUACUACCGGAGAAACCCAGAAUUGGCGUUUAUGAUAGGAACUAAGCACAAGCACAAUGUCAAUCUUGUUUACUUAAG